This is a messenger RNA of Trypanosoma conorhini, 2643 nucleotides long. Its product is annotated as putative cyclophilin type peptidyl-prolyl cis-trans isomerase. The record is from RefSeq and is a predicted model, not a curated record. The coding region runs from base 1 to 2643 and encodes 880 amino acids. Gene Ontology annotation, cellular component: catalytic step 2 spliceosome. Gene Ontology annotation, molecular function: peptidyl-prolyl cis-trans isomerase activity. The transcript has a single exon. Lineage: Eukaryota; Euglenozoa; Kinetoplastea; Trypanosomatida; Trypanosomatidae. Gene Ontology annotation, biological process: protein peptidyl-prolyl isomerization; protein folding.
AUGCACGACGUCGAUGAGGCCGACGACGGCGCGUCCCGCGACGUUGGCUGCGACAAGGGCGGAGCCGAGCAGGGCGAAGAAAGUUUUCUGGCGCUGCUGAAUUCGGAGGGAUUUCCAAGCAGCUUUCUCUACGAACGGAGCUAUCGACACAGCCAUUCUCUGCAGGAUCUUGGUGUUGUACAGGACGAGCUUGGCAGCCUCAUUGCCACGGUGGACUCGACUGGGACGCUGCGUGCGUGGCGAAAGCUUCCGCGUGGUGUGUUUUUCCUGGGGGAUCGCCAGGGUCUUUUUCCGCAGCGGGUGGUUGAGGGGGACCUCAAUGACGCGGUGAAGCACUUUAUUCUCACUGACCCACUCACGCCCAGUCUGUUCGUGCUGCGCGUUAUGCCGUGUCUGGAGGCGACAGCUGGCGUUGUGAGGGUUGUCGUUGAGGUCCGUCUUAUGAGCUCCGCUCUCAUGACGGUGGAAUCCCGUCUCUCUUGCGAGUUCAGCGUGACGCUAGGCACGAAAGCCGAGUCUCUGUGUUGGAAGGAGAGCGUCACGCAACGACCCUUUUUACUACACCACGAUCACCAACCAUUUAUUGUUUUUUUCACCAUGGAAAAGGAUGGAACGAGCCACACCGUGUUUUUGCCGUGUAUCACGGAAAAGGCGCCGCGUUCUGGCGGCACAGCCACAAUUGUGGCUUCCACUCCGCUGAGCACAGCCAAUCUUGUGGUCUGUUGCCAGCAGCACCGAUCAAGCGGCCUGGUGGUCUUGGUUGAUGAGAGGGGCAUCGUCGAUUACGCACGCAUCAUGGUCUCACCUGACAAUGAAGAUCGGGCUCGUGUUUAUCUUCAAGUCGUCUCUGGGGUGCCGCCGCGUGGCGCAGCUGACCCCAUGCUGCUGCGGCGGUGGAUUACCUUUGCACGGCGCCAGAAGACCGGCUUUUUUACAUUGUUGCGAGAUGCCAUGGGUUUUGCCAAGGCCGGAAGGCUGAUGCUGCCGCUUCAUGUUGGGUUUUCCGCAACUGGGAGGUAUUUUGUGGUGUCAAGUGGCCUCCUGCGUGAGGGCCACGUGUGUGUGAUUGCGCAUGUUUUCGACUUCUCCAGCGGUCAACUUCUCUGCCACGGCGAAACCGAGGAAACGGCAACUCCGUCGCUUGCUGGGGCAAGCGCUCUGCAGGCGGCACUGCGGCUAAUGCGUGGUGCCGCGUUUGACGUCGUCGUGGAGGACGCCGUGCGCAAAUCCCCGAAAGGUGGGGCGGGGGGCGUCUGGGUGUUCGUCCCAGAGAUUAUUUUGGGGACCUCGUUUGAGGAGCGCGUCUGUGGUCGCCGCGUCUUUGUCUUUCGUGCCGCGCCGUUGCCUGCUAACCGAGCGCCGCUGGCGGGCGGAACUGGGGCCUCCAUCUGUGCCUCAGCGACGCCGUUCCACAUGGAGCAGGUGUGGCGCGCCAUUGGAGAUCUGGAGAAAACUGUUCGAGAGAUGCUUCUUCCGGCGUCUUCGUUGCUGGCGUCAGGCGCGGCGCUGCACCGGCACUUUGCUGCCCCCCUGUCACUGAUACGGCUCACCGCUCCUGCCAGCCAAGCUCUCAAGAACCUUGUGGCUCAGUCCCCCGUCGGCGCCACUCUCUUGCAGGAGGACAUCAAACGACUUUUUGAUGUUUCAAGCACGGCGGCCUUGGCAGCCUCGUCCAAUGCGCGGUUUCUUGACGCCGCUGAUCCCACGUUUUGUACAACAUCGCCGGGGGAACCCGCCCUUUUAUUGUACACAAGGUAUGAGGCGCAGUUGGGGGUGAGUGGUGCGUUGCAGUCAGAGCACACUGCUCCCACCGAUGCCACGGAGGUCGUCGGCGGAAAGACGGGGCAACAGCAUCACGAAAAAACGUUAUCCGAUUUACACCAGAGGCGCGACUUUGACUGUGGCGAUCUGCUUGUUAUGCAGACCUCUCUUCAGAGUGUGAUGCCGCGUGAGGCGGUGACAGACGACGACGAUGACAAGGAAGAAAAUAACAAUAACAACAACAACGGAAAAAACCAGGAGCCUGAGGACGCCGCUCAAGAGAAGCGUGACGACCAUGAAUUGGACGCUGACGUGGAGGAGCGACGCGUACAACACAUCAUCACGGCGGCGACAGCACGGACCAUAGAGUGGGGAACGUCGGCCGUUCACGUCUCUUUGUUUAUAGACAACUUUGGGACGGUUACUCUCCGCCUACUGCCCCAGUUCGCGCCAAAGGCUGUGAAGAAUUUUCUUGCCCUGGCAAGAGAGGGUUUUUACAACGGGUUGACGUUCCAUCGUGUGGUGCCGGGUUUCAUGAUUCAAGGCGGAUGCCCUGUUGGGGAUGGUAGUGGGGGGAGAAGUGUUUUUGGCGAGAAGUUUGAGGACGAGGGGGUGCAUGUCAUGGAUUUCUUCUCGUACCCAACCGUGUACUGGAUGUGCAUGGCCAAUUGUGGCCCCAACACGAACGAGUCGCAGUUUUUCAUCACCGUGGGUGCGGCGGCGCCGUGGUUGAAUGGAAAGCACACCGUUUUUGGCUUUGUGGUCGCGGGAAAGCCGGUGGUGCGCGCGGUUGCGCAGACGCCACGAGGGGAGGAUGACAAGCCAAUCACCCCCGUCGUGAUUCGGCGUGUCGUCGCCACGGAACGGGCGACAGACGAGUAA